UUUGGGAAACGGCACCGUAUAGCUGCCUCGUUUAGUUUUGAGUUACGAGUUUCGACGACCUGGCAAUGGCAUCUACUUGGGCUUUUCAACUCUGAAUCGGCUGCAGGAUCUUUUAUUCUUGGAUGAACAGUUGGUUCAUUUUUGCGAAUUAGGUUUGAAAAUGAGGAAAUUAGCGAGAAAUUUUCGAAAAUCUGAAGAUGACAAGUUCUCGCUCCCAACUCUCGACGAUUCUCGUCCCAUGGAUACACAUGGGUAUGUUUUGAAAUUUGCAGAACAAGAGGAGGUGGUCCGAUCGCUUGAAAGGAUGCAUGCUCAGCAAAGUCUUCAAUGGAAGAGCGUGUUUGCAGCACUUCUCUUUUGUUACUCCGCGUUUCUUCUAUACUCCAUCUAUCAGCAAGCUUUAUUUCCAUGGGAACUGCGAUACCAUGCUUAUUUCAUGGAAGAUGUUGGCUCAUGGAUGAUAAUAACUGCAGAUUGGCUAGCUGUUUUAGUUUGCUCAAUGGCCAUUAUGGGCCUACUUAAUAAUUCAAAGGAUCACAGACGAUGGAUUGAGUACUCAUGCUUUGUUGGCCUUAUGCUUGCAGUUUUCUGGUUAUAUUACAUGCUGAGAAUGCCAAAAUUCCGUUGGGAUGUUAUAUGGCUUCCUCUUGGGCCCUUCAGUGGAUCUGGGGUAUGCCUCUAUGUGGACCAUCUCCUUUCCGAGUCAUCAGAGGAAGUGAGAAAACUCAGAAGCUAUAUGUAUGCUUUCAAGGCUGGCUAGAAGUCUGUUUCAACUGGGUAUCAGACGGCACAAGAUAAUGGCUGCAGGAUUGGGAUUUAGAAGCAGCUACUGCGAGUCAAAUGGGUUGGAGAAAGGAUGUACAAUGUCGUCCUCCGGUAACUCUCACUGGACAAACAGGGACAAAAACCAGAGUUGGAGGAUUCUUGUUCUUUUUAUAACGUGUUGGGGUGUUUACUAGUUGAGUGUACCAUAAAGUUUCAACAGUCUAUAUACUUACCAACUUGAUAUGCUAUUGCACCAUAAAGAUAAAUUUGUGCACAUUCAUUGGCCUCAAUGCACCAUCGCAGAUUCUACCCUCUUGGGUUCAA
Molecule: messenger RNA, 1089 nt
Organism: Theobroma cacao (cacao)
Lineage: Eukaryota; Viridiplantae; Streptophyta; Magnoliopsida; Malvales; Malvaceae
Product: histone-lysine N-methyltransferase
Source: RefSeq, a predicted model, not a curated record